Molecule: messenger RNA, 567 nt
Organism: Misgurnus anguillicaudatus (oriental weatherfish)
Lineage: Eukaryota; Metazoa; Chordata; Actinopteri; Cypriniformes; Cobitidae
Source: RefSeq, a predicted model, not a curated record
CGUAAAAUCAAAAAUAAACCCAUUUUGAAUGUUGACCCACGUGCAGCGGAAAUGAAGCGACUCAAACAGCAGGUUCAAGAUCCUCAAGUGAUGCUGCUACACGCUCGUGGAGGAGUUGCUCCUGUAUUGACUGGGUGCGAGCCGGCAGAUAACGUCUCAAAGAUCCUGGAGCUGAACCGCAAUCUGCAAGAUGAAAACAGCAAGCUGAGCCGAGAGCUGAGUGAGGCCGUAGGGCAGAUGGCGCUCAUGUUCGAAAGAAUUAUCAUGACGGAGCAGGCGAAUGAUAAAUUGCAAUGCAAACUGGAGGAGUUAAGGCAGCAUGCAGCGUGUAAGGUUGACCUACAGAAGGUUGUGGAGACUCUGGAGGACCAGGAAUCGAAGGAGAACGUGGAGGUGGUCAGGAAUCUUCAACAACUCAUCCUGGAUCUGCAGUGAAAGUGCUGGGAUUGCGGCCACCAUUGAUGCCAUAACCUCGGGCAAUGCCUCGACUCUUGAUCCACUGACUGACGCCGCCAUCACAGCUGCCACUUAGUUAAAGGGCACCUAUUAAGCAAAAUCCACUUUUAC